AGCCAUUUGGCACUAAUGGAAGUUUGGUCAACAUUCCUGCAUCUCCUGCGCGCUCAGCUGUCAAUCACAUGCAGGCAUGGAGGCGGGGGGGAGGGGCUCGAGCCUUCAAAAAGAGCCGCAGGUAGACGAGCGCCACCACAGACCGGCUACGAUCCUCGACCAGAACCAGAACCAGAACCAGCGGCAGAAGCAGAAGAAGCAACAGACAUGCAGCUUGGUCCGGGUCCCGCCAUCUUGCUUGUCAUUGCCUUGGUUCUGCGCAGCCCGGCAGUUUCCUCUCAGCAGGACAGAGAUCAGGACGAGUACCAGGACCAGGACCUCAACCCGGAGCUGCGCCGCCAUCAGAUGAUGCAACGCGCUCACGACGCCGCUGUCCUGUCACAGGACUGGACCAAACGUACGGUGGAGGACCUGCUGGCCCGACUGGCGCUGCCCGAGGCCGACGGCCAGCGGGAGGCUGAGCUGGUCGCCGCGGCAACCGGCAGCGGGAGGAUGAACCCGGAGCGCUCGGUGGAGCCCCCCAACAACAUGCCCCCCCGUGAGCGCAAAGCUGGCUGCAAGAACUUCUACUGGAAAGGCUUCACUUCCUGUUAGUUGCCCCGCCCUGUAUCUAAGCUCCGCCUCCUUCCCUGUAGAGCAGACCACAUGGGCGUGCCCUGAGAGAUCGACCAAUCAGCAUCCGCCUGCUUUCACCUGCCUGUAUUAUGUUGUUGAUUCAUUAAAAAGAGAAAUCUAACACCUUC
Molecule: messenger RNA, 743 nt
Organism: Nerophis ophidion (straightnose pipefish)
Lineage: Eukaryota; Metazoa; Chordata; Actinopteri; Syngnathiformes; Syngnathidae
Gene: sst1.2
Product: somatostatin 1, tandem duplicate 2
Exons: 3
Coding region: 16-594 (192 amino acids)
Biological process (GO): regulation of cell migration
Cellular component (GO): extracellular region
Molecular function (GO): hormone activity
Source: RefSeq, a predicted model, not a curated record